UGCAGAACCAUAUGUCGGGCCAGUUGCUGCAUAGAAGUAUUCAACUCUCUGGACAAGAGGCAAUGGAUGACUAAGACAAUUCAAACCUGAAACAGCCCUGCCCAAGGAACUGGGCUCAAAGAUCAGCUGAUUCAAUAAGGCAGCCCUGCAAGCAAUGCUAAAAGAAUAGAGGCUUCAACUCCUUUCCAUGGCAGCUCACCAAAACCUGGCCUCGAAGAUCUUCUCUUCAUGCUGCAAAUGCUGUGAGAAACCCGAUGCUGCAGAUGACUCCAAGAUCCCCAAUCAAACCCAAGAGCUUCAGCUGUCGAAGCAUGGUGUGCAGAAGGAUGAGCUCAACAGACAAAGCCUCAAGCACAGUGAUGCAGCACCCUGCAUGAGUCUGGGGAAAGCCACGCUCCCCUCAGAAAAGACAACUUCUUGUUUCAGCAGCAAUGUAAAUUCACAAGUUUCCAAAAGAGGGUUUCACAAGAGAAGGCUCAGCCGCUACUCCCAGGAUCACUGGCCGUACCAACCAUGCCUCAUCGGGAGGCCCUGAUCAUUCUAGACGGCAACCCCCUUGCAGGUCUUGGAGCCUGCGCAGCUGCGGAGAGUUUCCAGGAGAAAGAGGGCGGUGCACCGGGGCCAUGAAGACUGAUUCGGAAACUCCCUUCCAGGAGGAGAAGACGUCUGAGCCAACGCUGUGCUGCCAACAAGAGUCACUUCAGACCCCAAAAAGCCACUUGGGAGGAGCUGCCUCCAAUUAAAGUCUUUGGUGACGUCA
Molecule: messenger RNA, 760 nt
Organism: Bubalus bubalis (water buffalo)
Lineage: Eukaryota; Metazoa; Chordata; Mammalia; Artiodactyla; Bovidae
Gene: TEX48
Product: testis expressed 48
Exons: 5
Coding region: 188-535 (115 amino acids)
Source: RefSeq, a predicted model, not a curated record